AAGGGGCCGGCCUGCGGGGAGGGCGGAGGUUGAGGGGGACUGGCUCUGUUUCAGUGUUGGGGGAAGGGAGGGCUGGACUUGCGAUGAAGGGCCGAGACCCGAGUGUCCGGGGUGAAUGGAGGUGGAGGCGGCGUUCGGCUCUAGCGGGCAGGGCCGGGAGGGUGGCACCGGCGAGGAGAGGGAGGGAGCGAGCGAGCGGGGAUUCCAAAGGAUUUCCAAAGGCCUGAGCGGUGCGGGCGGCUCCGUGAGAAAGGCGGAUUUUCAGCUGAACUCUCAUCUCUCAACACUGGCAAAUAUUCAUAAGAUCUACCACACCCUUAAUAAGCUGAACCUAACAGAAGACAUUGGCCAAGACGAUCACCAAACAGGAAGUCUGCGGUCUUGCAGUUCUUCAGACUGCUUUAAUAAAGUGAUGCCACCAAGGAAAAAGAGAAGACCUGCCUCUGGAGAUGAUUUAUCUGCCAAGAAAAGUAGACAUGAUAGCAUGUAUAGAAAAUAUGAUUCAACUAGAAUAAAGACUGAAGAAGAAGCCUUUUCAAGUAAAAGGUGCUUAGAAUGGUUCUAUGAAUAUGCAGGAACUGAUGAUGUUGUAGGCCCUGAAGGCAUGGAGAAAUUUUGUGAAGACAUUGGUGUUGAACCAGAAAACGUAGUUAUGCUUGUCCUAGCUUGGAAAUUGGAUGCACAAAACAUGGGUUAUUUUACUCUGCAGGAGUGGUUGAAAGGAAUGACUUCUCUCCAAUGUGAUACAACAGAAAAACUCAGAAAUACUUUGGAUUACUUAAGAUCAUUCUUAAAUGAUUCUACAAACUUUAAACUUAUUUACAGAUAUGCGUUUGACUUUGCACGGCAAUCAAAAUACAAAGUUAUUAAUAAAGACCAGUGGUGCAAUGUCCUAGAGUUUAGCAGAACGAUUAAUCUUGACCUCAGCAACUAUGAUGAAGAUGGAGCAUGGCCAGUUUUGUUGGACGAGUUUGUGGAAUGGUAUAAAGACAAACAGAUGUCCUAGGACUUUAUGCAUAGCAGCGAGAGAGUCACUGUUACCACAGUUAUGUCACCCAUUAGCCAUAAAUUGCUGUUUGUAUUAAAGCGCAUGCUGCUUUUCUUGCACUGUUUCCCUUUCGCAGGAACAUGUUGGUGUUUGCUAUUGAAUUGGCCAGCUCUGCUUGCUGUGUGGCAUUGUUCUCUUCGAAGGCUGCUUUGCAGUUUGUAUUUACACUACAGAUUGGUGAAUUUGCCAAUGUCCUCACUGUGAUUAUGUGUAUAUUGCUGUUUAAAUUUUGUAUAUGUGUAUAAAAGGAAAAACCUUCACCUAGAGAUUAUUUCUGAAAAAUGUAUUGUAAAAAUAAUUUUGUGGCAUUUCUAGUCCCUUUUUUGAAUGAACCAAUUAUACUUUAUUUGGUCUCCUAUGUAGCAUAUCAGAAAACACGACAAAACUGUUACCAUGAACAAACAUUGCCAGAAUUAACCUUACUAUUUAAGAGGCCAACUUCUGGAAGGAGGUAAGAGUCAUAACUUUUCAGAGGCAUAUGCCAAAUAUCAUUUGGUAUAUUUAACAAUAUUAGUGUUCUAAAAUGACGAAAGUUAUAAUUAUUUGAACAUAUAGAUAUGUAACAUGCCACAAAUUAUUUCCACCACACGAGGUAUAUAAGUUGUUUAUUUUUUAGUGUUAAAACUAUAGUAGCUUGAAUGUAGGUACCAAUGAACAAACUCAAAUUGCACCUCUUUUCUUAAAAGAAUGGGAUUUAAACUCUUGUAAACAUUCUUUAACUUUUUUGUUCGUUUGUUUUCUUUUUUUCCUUUUGCAUUCUUCUAGCCAGUGAUUGAUCUGCUAAUGCUUUCUUUGCCACUCUAAGUAAAAUUUAUUUUGCCUCCUCAAGGAAAACCUCAUGGUUUUGCUGGCUAUUUAUAACUGCAUCACACUUCUAGUUGUGGCUUGAAUUUUCAAUUAAGCUUUCAUGGUGUGUAAUUUUCCAGCCUUUUGAGAAAACAAGCAUACUAUAAGUGAGAGCUGUUUUGUUUUCUGUUUUGUUUUCCUUGUUCGUUUGUUUCAUGCUAGGCUUUUCCUGGCAGCAUGUCCAUUGCAGGCAGUGGACAAGAAACCACCAGCAUUGAGCUAACCCAGUACAUGCUAGGACCUGUCCUAGAGGGGCCACUUUUCAUUACCUGAGUUAUUUGUACAGAAGGGUGAUGGCCAUUAUUUUUGUGGAUGAGGAAACAAGAAUAACCAGAAUGGUAUUUUUAGGUUUGUAUUUUAUGUCUUUUUUUUUUUUUUUUUUUUUGCCAUUCUUGAGGAAAUAUAGAGAUGACGUUUUCACCCCAACUAUCUGGUGCUAUUGAAUGACUAAUUCAGUCCCUAAAGUUCUGUGAAAACACAAAAGUCUAAUGAUUUGAGUGAGUGGUGCAUUUGAAGAAGUAAAUGCUGUCGUCAGCAAGAUCCGUGAUUUAAGCAUGUGAUGAUUGGAAAAGGUUUGGGUUAUUUGGAAGUCUGGCUAAAAAUUCUUUUGGGUGACAUGUGAUCCUUUAAAUGGCAUUAAGUGAAUAAAGCACACAGACAAUGCUACUCUUGACCACUAUUUUACCAUUUAUUUGCAAACAGUGUUCACAUUUUCAUAUUUUUUCCCUAACUAACCCACCAAAGAAAGAAAUUUUGUAUGUAUAUACAGUGCGUGUGUGUAUACAAAAUCAUGAUAUAGUAGAAUGCAACGACUUUCUUUUUCUACCAAACGAAAGGUUUUAUUUGCUGUGAAAUAAACCAGAAGUUUAAAAAACCCUGUAGUGAUUAAGCAUACGUAACCACUCCUUGUUUGCAGAUUCACUUUCAACCUUAAAAAUUAAUACCAGUUUGCAUAAACCAAUAUCUGAAAAGAAUAGAACAUGUUGAUGGCAAGCAACAGCUAUUAAAACUGAUGUGAUGGAUGCAUUUGUUUUGCAGUGGUGGCUGGCGUAGGCAGAUUUGGAUCUGUGAAUUGAUUCAUUUUCAAAAUCAUUCCAUAAAGUUAAAAAAUACACUUUAAAGGCAACAGGUCAUACAGUUCUUUAAAUAUGAUCAACUGUAGCUUUAUUUAAAGCAAAUGUAAAUCAUAGAUGGAGUUAUUUUAAACAUUAUGCUAGAAUAUAGAUUUUUUUUAAAAUGCUAAUAAGCACAGUUAAUUCUAAAAUGAGAGGAUUGUUACAGGAGGGAGAUGUUACAGUUACUCCACAAUCAACAUGUUGAUGGUAGGGAAAAAACUGUGUAAAAACUAUUGCAUUAUGUAUGAUAAGAAAGUAAGUAUUCCAAAGGGAUAAUCUUGCAUAUUAAGAAAGCUCCAAAUAAUCUUUAAAUUGCCUUGAAAAAUAAACCUCUGUGACCGCUGAGUGGCAGAGUGCUUACCCUUGGUUUUCUUGAUUUUAUAUAGUUAUUUCUAAGGGGAGAAAAAGGGGUCAGAGUAAUACAUUUUCUUAAAAACCUCUCUUAAGUUGCACAAAAUUGAACAAUCAUCAAUAACUUAUUUACUGGCUACUGUUGAAUAAAUUAGGGUGCCUUCAUCUGGGUUUUCUUUAGUACCUAAGUCUACAAACCUUUCUCUUUUUCUAUUGUGUUUUGAACUCCACAUUGCAAUACUCUGUUGUCAUGGAAUACAACCUUUAGAUGUUUGCUGCUGAAGUAGGUCAGAAAUUUUAUUACUUGAUUUGCCCCAAACAUCCACUGUAAUGUUACAUGCACCUUUUUUGAAGCAUGAACUCUGAAUUACGUUUUUAUAAAUCUGACUAGACAAACCUAGAUUCUGGUUUCACAAUAGAUUUAUUUUGUCUCUCACUCUCCAUUUUAACAGUGCUUUUGAAGUUUAUACAGAAAGCUUUAAAAGUCAGUUUGUGUCCUUAGUUUUUAUUAUUACAACUGCUAAAAUACCUCUGUAAGCCUUAUCCUUUAUUCCUUCAUAUGUUGUAUAAUAAAUGUAUACAUUUCGUUGACCAACUAAAAUGUUGGGUGUCUGUAAAUGAGACCAAAACGUGGGUUGCUUUUUUCAUAAAAUAAUUUCUAUUGGGGGUUACUGUUCAAUGGCAGCAGGUAACCUAUAACUGUGAAUGCUUCAUGUCGUCAGUAUUUGCGUUACAUUCAUAAAAGUGUGCAAGUCCUGUGACUCCCAGCUUAUGCCACCUAACUUGAGUAAAGCAAACUGGUUUUAGGUUUCAAUGAAAUUGAUGUAAAAUGAUAUCCCAUAAAUAAAAAGUAUUUGUGUUUGGUUUCAGAACAGAUGUGUAAAUUUUUUCUUCUCUUCUGGCUUUCUCUUCAAAAACCAUUUAAGGUAGUCUUUAAAGCAUUUUUCAUCCUUUUUUGUUUGUUUUUUCCAAUUUUCUAUUGAAAAUUUCCAAAGCUACAAUAAUAUAAUGAACAUCUGUGUACCUGUGACUUAGAUUUUUCAGUUGUUAACAUUUUACCGUAUUUCCUGCCUUACUCUUGUGCUAUACAUGUGUGUGUACUUCUCACUUUCUGUAAAUAGAUUCUGAGAAUAAAUUACAUUAUGGCACUUCACACCUGAUAUUUUGGAAUAAGGGCAUUCUCCUAUGAUGCAUGAUACAAUGGUACAAUGAUCACGCUCAAGAAUUUUAAUGGUGGUACAAUACUAUAAUAAACUGUGCAGAUUUAAAUAUCCCCAUUUGUACCAGUCAUGGUCUUGAUAGCUGUUAUCUUUUUAAUCCAGGGAUAAGCAUUGUAUUUAGUUGUUACACCUCUUUAGUCUCUUCCAAUCUAGAAACAGUAUUUUAAAUGUUUUGAUUAAAGAUAGUGCAGUCACUCCUCAGCCAAAUCGUGAUUUUUUAAAAACCCACCGUGUUUUGUAUAUUUUUACACAUUGAGCUAAGAAGAAUUAAGCACAUACUGUGGGCCACAAGCCAGGCAGGAAUGACCACUUUUACUGCCCUCAAGGCUGCCACCCAAUUGAUCUGUAUGUGUGUAUUAGCCCUGGCUACCCCUUUCUAAAAUUGUCUUACACUAUACUAGAAUGUAAGCUUUCUGAGAGAGGACCUCUGGCCAUGUAGUGGAUGGCCAGAAAAUGGAAAGAAGCAGAUAACAGAAUUUCCUCUCUGGGCAAAGAAUUGUCAGGACCUAAGAAACAUGUAAAGAUUAGAAAAUCCAAGAAUAAAUCGAGGAUGAUUUUUAUUUUUAUAAGCUUGAAAGCAAGAGAGAGGAAGUAGAAAAUAAGAUUCCUUAGAAUCCAGGUGCACACUGUUAAAAUUGUCAAUGUGGAUGAUUCUUUAAACCAUAAUUUGGGCCAAAAGCUGAGCAUCACGCCAAGAAAAUACCUCUGCUUCUAGACAUCAAGAGAGGUGGAGAUAAAGGAAAAAGCUUAAUGCCAAAUUGAUAGCAGUGAGAGGCAACAAACCUUAGGACAGGGAAUUCUUAACUUGUGGCAGAGCAAACAGAAACUCAUGAGACAUGUUAUCCAGUAAUAGAAAAUAGGAACAUGAGAUUUAUUCCACUGGACAGUACUAGGAUUCUAUAUGUAUAUUCAUGGGAAUUGAAAUAAAGUUCUCCGGUGUAAUUGGAACAAGAUAGACUGAGGAGAGAGUAAACCACGAAUGCUGGCUCAAGACAAAAAACCCAGCAGAGAUGAAUUGCAGACAUACCCAUGACGGAAAAACUUACACAAGAUCACUCUAAAGGAAAGACAUUGUUAAGCCCUUUGAAAUGAUGGGGUGGAGAGGAAAGUGAACUGAAAAAAUGAAAAACACCCACAGGAAGAAAUCGAAGACGAUUGGGUCAACCCCAGGGCUACCGAAGUGAGGAAGAAAGUUGGCUGUUUCCAGACAGUGACUUUCUUAAUUUGUUGAGCAUACAUGUCCUUCACAGGACAUGCUUUUUCUAUGGUCGCUGGUUGCAUCAAAUAGAAAUGAGUUAUUGGAAUGUUACCUCCAAAUCCUUACAUGAAGAGUAAGCAAAAGAUGAAAGCUUUUGAUUCCUUUACAAAAUAAUUGCUUUUGGGACUUUACUAUAGCUAGAAAAAAAAAAACCUAUCACGCGAGGAAGUAACACAUCAAGCUUUCUGGCCCGGUAAGGCAGAAGGUAAUUCAAAAUCGGCAUGUUCACCACUUUUGGCACGUUCAGCAGAAAAAUGUUUAGCUUUUUCUCUGCCAGAAUUUGUUCCUAGCAUUUAUUUCCAGUUGCCUUAACAAAAAAUAAAAUCAUCCCAUGUAUAUAAGUACUUGCUUAGAAAUCAUGGUGAAUUAGUCCGUAGGCUAUGCUGAGAAUAAUAAUUGGAAACUGAAAAACAGAUUGACUAUAGUAAUUAAAUGGAAACUUUAAAAACCAUCAUUUAAAAUGUGAAUCUCUUCUCCAAUAAGUGUAUUCGGUCCUUUGAAAGAAAUUCCUUUGCAAUCACUCUCUGAAGAAUAUAGAUUGUAAAGAAUCCUGGCUGUGAGAAAGGAAGCUGAAAAGGGUUUGUUUUUCCCUCUGACACUUUGCAGCAGAGACAUCUCAGAAUUGCCUAAGUGUGAAUAUCUAAAAUUACAAACUAGUGUUCUCUAGAAAUCUUAGGAUACAUGUGUGAUGGUAUAGAAAGCUACAGCUGUACUCAUUACCAGUGAAAUAACUCAUGAAAAAGUUUUGGGCCAACUUUCAAUAGCAUGUUGAAAGUCAUUGCAUUUUCUUUGUCUCUACUUGCUUAUUGUUCAUUUUAGCUUCAUUACCUGUAGUGACUUCUAUGUAUCCCAUUGUAAGAGUAGGGCCUGGACAAGGUUUGUAAUCCUAUCACAUUUCCAAAAUUAUUGAAUAAAGUAAUAGAUGCCUUCUAGCAA
Molecule: messenger RNA, 6774 nt
Organism: Macaca mulatta (Rhesus monkey)
Lineage: Eukaryota; Metazoa; Chordata; Mammalia; Primates; Cercopithecidae
Gene: DCUN1D4
Product: defective in cullin neddylation 1 domain containing 4
Biological process (GO): protein neddylation
Cellular component (GO): ubiquitin ligase complex
Molecular function (GO): cullin family protein binding; ubiquitin-like protein binding; ubiquitin conjugating enzyme binding
Source: RefSeq, a predicted model, not a curated record